AGCAACAUUUGAAAGGUGAAUAAUUGUGGGCAAGAGAUCUCCUAUAUUCAACAAAAUGGCAAGAAUCACAUUCUUCUUACUCGCUGCUGCAUUGUUGAUGUGUGCUACUGUUUUUGCAGAAGAGAGAGAGAAGAGGCUUAUAAUCGACAAAAUCACAGACAAAGUACUUGGAAAGAGAUGCAGUGAAGAUAGUGAUUGCGAUGUCAACCAAUGCUGUGUGCCACGUCACAUUCUUGGAAAGCGAUGCCGCAAUUUGCUGGACGAGGGAGACUACUGUGCAACCGGAUUCUUUCAGGCGGCUCUUGAUCGCAUCGUCCGAAGGUGUCCAUGCCAAAGCGGCCUAAGUUGCAAAUACAGAAGAAGCAUUGGGCUUUACAAAAUCUACAAAUGCCAACAAGAUAAUUAAACCUGCAUUCAAGCUCAUUGCUAAGAAGCCUGUUGGGAUGUGUCGCCUGGACAUGUAUUGAAAAUUUGUGCUAUAUUUUAUAUACGCUCAGAUGUAAAUGAAAAAUUGUCGUUUUGAA
Messenger RNA from Rhopilema esculentum, 524 nucleotides. Its product is annotated as U3-aranetoxin-Ce1a. Gene Ontology annotation, molecular function: enzyme activator activity. The record is from RefSeq and is a predicted model, not a curated record. Gene Ontology annotation, biological process: digestion; lipid catabolic process. NCBI's taxonomy places the organism in Eukaryota, Metazoa, Cnidaria, Scyphozoa, Rhizostomeae, Rhizostomatidae. Gene Ontology annotation, cellular component: extracellular region.